UGACGUAGGAGGAAGGAGACGCCAUUAGAGGGAGGCGGAGAAGGAGCGCUGUUCGCCUUUUCCUGGGUGCCUGACGUGGUCGCUGGGGCCCUUCAUUCUCCGACCGCCGGUCGGCUCGUCCAGGCCUCGUCCCCGCAGGAGUGGAGACGGCCUCAGCGUUGGCCGGGCUGGGGCGGUGGGGCCUGCGCGGGCCGCGGCUGUAGAGGCGCCGCGGAGACCGUGGGGAACUCGGCGCGGCUCUAGGGCUCGAGCGACCGGGAAGCGCCAGAAUGGCUGCGGCCGGCGGCGGGGCGGCGGCGGCGGGCCGAGCAUACUCGUUAAAGGUGGUGCUGCUGGGGGAAGGCUGCGUGGGGAAGACGUCGCUGGUGCUGCGCUACUGCGAGAACAAGUUCAACGACAAGCACAUCACCACUCUGCAGGCAUCAUUCCUAACAAAGAAGUUAAAUAUUGGUGGGAAAAGAGUAAACCUUGCUAUAUGGGAUACAGCAGGUCAAGAGAGAUUCCAUGCUUUGGGUCCAAUUUACUACAGAGAUUCAAAUGGAGCCAUUUUAGUUUAUGAUAUAACAGAUGAAGAUUCUUUUCAGAAGGUAAAAAACUGGGUCAAAGAAUUACGGAAAAUGUUGGGAAAUGAAAUCUGUUUAUGUAUAGUUGGUAAUAAAAUAGACUUGGAAAAGGAGAGACAUGUUUCCAUUCAAGAAGCAGAAUCAUAUGCAGAAUCUGUGGGAGCAAAGCAUUAUCAUACUUCAGCCAAACAGAACAAAGGAAUUGAGGAACUCUUUCUUGACCUUUGCAAAAGGAUGAUAGAAACAGCACAAGUGGAUGAGAGGGCAAAAGGCAAUGGCUCCAGUCAGCCAGGAGCUGCAAGGAGAGGUGUACAGAUUAUUGAUGAUGAACCUCAAACCCAGAGCAGUGGUGGAGGUUGCUGUUCUUCUGGAUAACUGUUCACACCUAAGAAAUUAAAAAAACAAACUGUGGAUCAUUGCCCUCAACAUGAAGACUGCCAUAUUCCAAGUCACGUUAUUUUACCAAUGGAAUUAUAGGAUUAACAGUAUUUUAAAUUACGUUUAUAACACUGCAGAGACCUUAAGUGCUAAACUUAGUGGAGUUUGUGACCAGAGAAUUGGCAUUUUCUACAAAUGUUAACAAAGCAAUUACCAAUGGCCUUUUUACAUAUUUUUUCUUUAAUAAGGAAUAAUAUGCAUGUAGAAAAGACCUACUUAAAGGCUUCAUUUAUAUUCUUUUAAAUCAAAUCUUUAUUUAAUAACUUAUAUAUGUUGUUGGAAUGAUAUACAUUUUUGCAGCCCUUUGUAUUUUGUGGUAGUUUGAAUUGUAUCACUUCUAAAUAGCAGACUUUUUGUUUUGUUUUUUUAAUUAGCAGAUACCUGAAGUACUAUUUUUGCAGGGUUUGCACAGGCCCCUAACUGUCUACUACUUUGAUAUAAUCUAUAUACAUCCUGUAUGCUGAGCUGGUAAAAUACAUUGUACAUUACACAUUAAAUAUUUUAUCUGCUUUUAUAAGCGCAAGGUGCAAAAAUAUAUACAAUAGUCUCAUUGAUAACUGUAAAGUGAAUUAACAUUUGGUGAUAAUGCCUAAGCUUUUUGACUCUGUUAUAAAGAUCAUAGUUACCUUUCACUUUUGUCUUAACUUGAAAGUGAUGUGUUUAAAUUUUCACAUAUACAUUACUUGAAUUAUUGCUGUUGUCACAUUUUUUUUUUUUUUUGCCUAAGUCCAUCUGAUGAUCGAACCUCAGCACUUGCCUUUGUAUGUUUUGUUUUGUUUUGUUUUUGAUAAAAGAGAUGCCUUCUCAAUUUUCCUUUAGGGUGGUUCCCUUAGAUUGUUUGAGUGGAGCAUGUUGGGUUUCACUUUUGCAACGGUUUGGGUUUUCUCUUCCUUUAUGUGAGUGAGAUGGGUUUGCUGGUGUGAGAAGAGAGGAAGUGGGUCCCGGGUAGUAGCCACUCACCAGUACUCAUUCACACAGCAUGUUGAUGUUAGUUUAUGCUCCUGAGGCAACUUUUAGAUGCUUUGUCAGCAAGUUGUAUUUGUUCAUUACUUGCCAGAGCUAAACACAGAAAGCUUUGUUCAUUUUUACAAACUAUCCUAAGUUUCUGUGAGGGAAAAUAUUUCAUGUAAUGCAGUUAUAGUGAACACUGGAAAGAUUUGUUAUAAAAUUAUAUUCUUGUAUACUUUGUAAAUUAGUCUCAUUAGGGUUUUUUUUUUUUUCAUAAACAUAGAACUUAAAUUUGUUUAUUUUAAUAGAAUCAGGCACUGCUCACAGAAAGAACACAAAUUGUGGAAAUCAAUAUAAAUUGUUCUUCUUAUAUAUAUUUUUCCAUUUCUGUCAUGCUUGGAAAACUAGUAAAUGUUAUGUCUAAUAUAAAAUGGAAUGGUUCCUGGAUUUGCUUCUUAUUAGAAACAGUAGUAUGCAAUAAAGCUAUUAGCAUGAGCAGUUAAGAGGCAAUGGGUAGAUAAUAGUUACUAAAGUAGAAUCACCAUAUUUUUAAGUUAAUAGCUUAAACUUUCCCAAAUGGGUUAAAAAUUGAAUGAACUGAUAAUUUGAUAUUAUGAUACUGGAAUUUUAACUUAGUAGUAGGUAUUUUCUGAGCCUUCCCUUAACCUUCUUUAAUUGCCCUUGCCAAACUCAACCAUUGGCCUCUGUGUGUGUUGGGGAGUGUGGGGUGGGAAGAGUCUGAGAGAUAAACUAAAAUUGUCUUUAAUAGGAUGACUAUACUCUGUAGUUACUUGGUUUCCUGUUUAUGUGAGGGUUUGGAAAGAGGAAAACGGAAUCAUGAGUACAGGAAUCACGAUGCAGGAAAAAUUGCUUUUGCCCUCUUGGUUCUUUCUGAGGUUGUAGAGGAAGCCUUGUCAUUUCUACUCUUGUAGUUAUAUCCAAGAAACAAGCUCCUGUUCUUUGAAUGAAAUAUAUUUUUAAACUAGUUAGAGAUGAAAAAUUGAGCUUUAUUCCCAAAAACAAUGUUAGAAAGUCUGAUGAUUGGAGACCUAUAUACUCUUAAUAGUAAUGAUACAGAGUCCAGAUUGAAACCUCUGUUCCAGCAAUGCCAGAUAAUUAUUGUUGGGGUUCAACCACUCUAUUGUUAUUUAAACAUGCUCCUUUGGUUUCUGUAUAUCUUUCUUAAGCAAACACUUCAUUCCUUUUUUUCUAACCUGUUAAUUCAAUAGCAAUAGAUAAUGUCUUUGCUUUGAAGCCUAAAAUGUCUUUAGGGCAAGGAAUAGGGUGGAAGAGGAGUAAUGGCUUGUACUAUGAAUACAAAGGAAAGAUAGAGAUAAGAAGCAAGGUUGAGAAAAUUUUCCCAAUACAUUCAUAACAUCUUUAAUGUUUUUUUGUAUUCCUGUCCUUACAAUUGUACUAUUAGGAAGAAGAUACAAGUUAAUCAUGUGUUGUAUGUUGAAAGUAAUAGGUAGGUAGAACCAAGAUAUUUUCAACUAGUAAGUACAUACACUUAGUGUAUAUAAUUAAAAAAUGUUUCAAGAUCGUCAUUCAAAAAGUAUCUGAAUACUUUUAUCAUGAUAAAAGUAUAGUCAUUGUUGCUACAAUGAUGAUGGGUAUUCAUGUUUUGUUUAGUGGUCAUAGAGGAAGAUUGUUUUUAAAAAUCAUUGCAACAAUUUUGGGGUAAAUGAAAAAAGCUUCAUACUAUCAUGAAAUAUGAGUGUUUAAAAUUUGACUUGUUUUGAGGAUAUCUCCUAAAAAUACCUUAAAGCUAUGAAUGUUACAGCUAAAUUGAAAUCUUAAAAAUCUUAUGGCUACUGUAGGCUAGCCAUACAGUAUUUGUGAUCUUUAUUUGAUGUUAAAGUAAUAAAAAAGAAUGAUAUUUCAUCUUCAGAUUUUCGGUAAGAAAAAAUUGGGGGACAACUGAGGUGUAGAAUGAAAAUUAUCUACAUCCUGACAAUUUUUAAAGUCAUUUUGAAACAUACAUUUAUCAAAGUUUCUAAAUUGGCAAGCUAUGUAUUGUGCCAAAUAUUUAGAACAAUUUAAACAAUAAAUUUACACCUUUUAUUUCUGUUAAUAUAUAAUUUGCAGUUCUAUAUUAUAAAUGCUAUUUGGAGUCUAGAUCAUCUUAUCUCCAGCGAAUUUAGUUUACCCUUAUAAAUUACCACUUACAUUAUCUUUAGAAGUGGUUGCAUCUGUGCCUUUAACUUUUGAAAUUCAUGAUUUGCCUUCUUUUUAUCAUUAUCAUUUUUUCACAAUUUAUAGAUAACACUGUGACAAAGAGGAAAUACUUUGUGACAAUUUAAGAUGUUGAGAUCUUCUAGAAAAGGGGGUAGAUAGUAGUCAACAAAAGGAGCCUUACAAUAAUGUUAAAGAUACAGAUUGAGUAGAUCCUUAAAUAAUUUUUCUAAAUUACAAAAUACAGUACCUAGAUUUUAAUAAUUCAAGGCUGGAAUUCAUUGAACAUACACAUUUAGCUGAUUUUGAUAAUGGCAUUGAUUGUAGUAGAUUGUUCUGUAAUUUUGAGUCAACUAAGUAAUAAUAAGUUUGAUGUGGGAAAAAAUUCGUGCUACACAUGUGGCAUAUUGUGUGACUUUGAUGGCCUUUACCUUUUUAGGAAAACACAUUAGUCACAAUUCUGAGUAAAUAUUCCUAAAUGUAAGUAUUUUAGUAUUAAUCAUGUAAAAAUAUUACAGAUACUCUUCAAGCAUUUCUAAUUUCAUGUAAAAUAUACUUCCCUUCUAAACACAUAUCCCUUUAAUUUGAUAGAUGGUUAGCACUGCUUGUGCUAUUCAGGAUAUGUAGAACAUCUCUUUUCUGAGAAACUGGGUGUACUUUUGAGUGUUAACCUUUCAACUGCAACAUUUUUCUGCAUUAAAUGAACAUGGCACACCUAGCAAGAAUCUUUUUUUUUUUUUUUUAGAUUAUUUAUUUAUUUAUACAAGCACUGGGUACAGUCAGAAGUGUGGGAGGGUGAGAGAAUUCACCAGAGCCAGAGCAGGGAGCAGAGCAGGCAGAGUGACAAAAUACACUGCUGAGGGGAGCAGCGGGCAGCAGGAGAGGUCUGUCGCGCCAUGUGGGACUUUCACCGGGGGUCAGGGAUUGAACCGUUGCUGCGGAGCCUGCGGGCAGCUUUGCAGCCCAGCGCUCAACCGCUGUGCCACCAGGGGAGGCCCAAGAAUCUUAUUCUUAAAAAGCAUCUUGUCCUCUUCAGAAGCCUGGACAUACUUCCAAAUAUACCACAUUAAAGCCAGAAAGUGAGUCUGCCUUCUUAAAUCUUUAUUUUCACUGUAUAUCUGUUUGCACUUUAUGAUACCUUGUGGUAACUCUAUUUCUUCAUUAUCAAGAAAAAGCUAUUAUGAUUUCAAUAAGUUCAAAUUUGUGUAGAACAAUGAGAUAGGAAGACUAGCAGGGAUAAAGUAUGAUAAUGGACAACAGUGGUAUUUGUUAUAUUGUAUCUUCAUUACUAACUUAAGGAUUUAACAUUUUUACAUAAAUUAUGUCUUACCAUGCUUGUUUUUCAACUUUUUUACCAACAUGUCUAGAAAUUCAUGUUAGUAUAUGCAGGCUUUUUCAUUUUGUUUUCCUCCACAUUUUGGGGUGUGUUUGCCUUUUUAAAGUAACCUUUGAUUUUUCCAUUAAACCCUCCUAAAGAAACCUGGCGAAUUGGGUAGAUUUCACUAGAAUCAUAAAAUUUAAAUUCAAGCCACUGCUCAUCUUAGACAUAAACAGUCUCCGUUAAGCAUAUUAAUCACGAAACUAGAAAGACUUAUGUUUACAAUUUGCUAGAAUUUCAUGUUUUGGGCCUUCUAUGAUUGAUUAAUACAUGAAAUUCAUGAGUUAGUUUUAGUAGUAGAGUAUUUAGAAUAGGUUUUUAUUUGAGGGAAGAAGAAAAGAGGGAAAGUAUAGCGCUAGGGGAAGAGUACAAGGUAAACUAAAAUAAGUGUGCAUCUCCAACUAGCUAUAUAACACAAGGCUUCAUGCGGUCUGAAAGUUAAAACUUGUGUUUGAUUUAUGUCUUUAAUUACAGUAAAAAAUGAAAGUCUGAUUUUAGAUCUUCCCCAACCAUCUCACAUCCCACAUGAGAGGUAACCACUGUUAACAAUUUGUAUGUCUCUGGGCCUCCCUAGUGGCGCAGCGGUUGAGCGCUGGGUUGCGAAGCUGCCCGAAGCCUCUGCAGCGCCGGUUCGAUCCCCGGCUGCUUCCCAGCCACCGGAGGAGGGUCCCACAUGGCGUGCAGACCUCUCCUGCCGCCCACUGCUCCCCUCAGCAGUGUGCUUCGGUCCUUCUGCCUGCUCUGCUCCCCACUCUGGCUCUGGUGAAUUCUCUCACCCUCGCGCGCUUCUGACUGUACCCAGUGCAUGUAU
Messenger RNA from Talpa occidentalis (Iberian mole), 6313 nucleotides. It is a transcript of the gene RAB21, whose product is annotated as RAB21, member RAS oncogene family. Lineage: Eukaryota; Metazoa; Chordata; Mammalia; Eulipotyphla; Talpidae. Gene Ontology annotation, biological process: Rab protein signal transduction. The transcript is spliced from 7 exons. The record is from RefSeq and is a predicted model, not a curated record. The coding region runs from base 270 to 938 and encodes 222 amino acids. Gene Ontology annotation, molecular function: GTP binding; GTPase activity.